AUGCAACUUAUGGUGGAUGAAUUGUGUACAGCAGGCAGUAUUCUUGAUAGGGCUAUUGAAGCAGAGGACAGGAAGCAUGGAGACUUUCUGAGGCUGGAACACAUUGAGGGGUACCUUGAACUGUCGGCCAAGACGAAGUCUUUUUUUACUACAGUUGUUGCUUUGUGGGAUGCGGAUUUCUAUGUUAAAUAUAGGUAUAGAUGCCAAUAUUUUUCUGUUGCAUUUUCUCAUUUUAUUUUCCAAAUAACUAUAUUUGUUUCGUUAUUUCGUGGGAGAUAUUAUGAGAUCAUGAUUUUGAAGCUGGAAAUUACUGUAAUAGCUUGCUCUUGUGGAAGACCUGAGAUUCCAGUUUUUUUCUUUUUUCAUUACAACACUAAAGAUCUUUGAGUGUAGACAACCAUGAGGUCUACAACUGUGGCUAACUGCCUAGCCACUGAAUGUGAUACAUAGCAGAAUAU
Messenger RNA from Ilex paraguariensis (yerba mate), 458 nucleotides. The record is from the annotation of a GenBank genome assembly. Lineage: Eukaryota; Viridiplantae; Streptophyta; Magnoliopsida; Aquifoliales; Aquifoliaceae.